AUGCGCCCCCGCUCGCGCCCCCCGCAGGCCUUCUCCUCCUACUCCCCGCGUGUCGCCGGACGCUUCGCGCACCGCCGCUGGGACCUCCUCACGGGCUGGGGCGACGACGUCAUCGACGAGGACGUCGAGGAGGAGGACGAGAUACGCAGCGACGGCGAUAUCCUCGGCGACGUGAAAGGCAGCGGCAAGCGCCGCCGCCCGAGCGUGUCUGACGCCCAGGGCGCCGCCGACGCCCGCGCCGCUGCCGAGCUCAACUGGGAGAUCGACCCCGCGCGAUGGCAGGAUCGCAAGGUGCGCACUCGCCCGUCGCAGUUUCGCCAGUCUGCCCAGGCGCACACGGACUGGGUCAACGAUAUCCUUCUGUGUAACUACAAUCAGACCGUCGUGUCCGCCUCUUCCGACGGCUCCGUCAAAGCCUGGAACCCGCACGCGUCCCAGCAGUCUCCCGGCUCCUCCUCCACGGCGGCGGCGGUCAGCGACCCCGUCACGGUGGGCACGCAUCGCGACUACGUGCGCUGUCUCGCCCAGAGCCGCGAACAGAAAUACAUCGUCUCCGGGUCAUUCGACCGCACCAUCAAACUCUGGGACCUCUCCCGCUCCACCACCUCCCUCUCCUCCCUCUCCUCCACCUCCUCCUUGUCGUCCUCCUCGCCCUCGGCCUACGCCCCCGCCCCCGCGCGCGGCGCGGCCCCGCUCAUGACGCUCAGCCCGCCGGACGCCGCGGGGCCCAAGGCGUCCGUGUACGCGCUCGCGGUCGACCCGCUCGGCCACACGAUCGCCGCGGGCGGUCCGGAGCGCGUCGUGCGCCUGUGGGACCCGCGCGCGGGGAAGCGCAUCGGGAAGCUCGUGGGGCACACGGAUAAUAUACGCGCGAUGGUCGUUUCGGAGGACGCGCGAUACCUGUUGACUGCGUCUGCGGAUGCCUCCAUAAAACUCUGGUCCCUCGCCUCCCAGCGCUGCCUCCACACAUUCAUGCACCACACGGACUCGGUGUGGUCGCUCCACUCGACACACCCGUCCCUCGAGGUCUUCUACUCGGGCGACCGCUCGGGAUACGUGUGCCGCGUCGACGUCGAGGGAUGCGCGCAGAUCGCGGAGGGCGAGUGCGUCGUGCUGUGUCGCGACGCGGAUUCGGGGCCCGACGGCGGCUUCGAUGGAGGCGCGGGCGGCUACGGCGGCGGCUAUAGCGGCGGCAGCACCGACGGAGGUAGAGGAGGCGCGGGCGUGAACAAGAUCGUGGCGAUGGACGACGGGCUCGUGUGGACCGCCUCGGGAAGCUCGAGCCUCCGCCGCUGGCGCGCGCCCCCGCGCCGCGCGGUGCGCGCGGCCGCGAUGGCGUUCGCGUUCGCGCCGGAACUGGAACAGGAGCACGAGCCCGAUGUCGAGCCCGAUGUCGAUGUCGAGUGCUCUCCGGACCUCGAUGUCGGCGCACACGCCGGGGGCGCGACGACGUGGUACGGGCUCCCGUUCGCGAGCCUCGUGCGCCUCGCGUCGCCACACGACGCCUUUGCGCCGUACUCGCCGCUCACGGGCGCAGGCGGUGCGGGCACGGGGGCGCGCGCGCGCGACGCGGACGUGGCGACGCUGUAUUCGGCCGCGUCGGUGUUGUCGGUGCCGCGCGGGCCUGCGCCCGCGCUCGCGCUUGGUGCGCCACCAUCGCCGCGCGGGGACUAUGAGCACGAGCACGAGGAGGGGCACGGGGGCGAGGAGGGCUCGCCGCAUGGGGCGGCGCGGCGGAGCGGGCGGGCGGAGUUCGAGCAGCGUGAGGUGUGCGGGGACGCGGUGCCGCUGUGCGGGGCGCCGGACGCGGUGAUCGCGGGCGAGCGGGGGCUCGUGCGCGCGAUCGUGCUGAACGACCGCGUGCACGCACUCACGGUGGACACGGCCACGGAGGUGCGGGUGUGGGAUCUCGUUCGCGGGGUCUGUGUGGGUGCGUUUUUGAGGGAGGAUCUGGACGGUGCGGAUGGGGAGCGGGGCGGGAGCACGGCGAGUGGGGGGAGUGCGAGCGGGAGCGGCGUGGUCGGGCGGGAGCGGGAGCGGAGUCCAAGGGAGGCGUUGGAGAUCGUGCGCGAGCGCAUUGAGGGCGAGGCGGUGGUGAUGCCGUGGUCGACGGUGGACACGAAAAUCGGGGUGCUGACCGUGCACGUCGACGAGAAGUGCUUCGAUGCAGAGCUCUACGCGGAUGAGGUGAGAAUCGGGAGCGACCGGCAUUACGGCGAGGAGCAUCGACUGAACCUCGGGCGCUGGGUGCUGCGCAACUUGUUCAUCAACUUUAUUCGCGAGGAGCAGCGCGCGUACACGCGCCGCGUUCGCGGGACCGACGGGUCGCAGCGCGGGGGCUCUCCGCCCCCCCUACCGCAGCACACUCAUACCCAUACCCAUACUCACUCACACUCGCACGUGCACAUGCACGGCACCGUGCCGCCCUCGCGACGCCGAUCCUCCUCUACGUCGUCCAAGCAAUCCGUAUCCGCGCCCUCGCCCUCGCCCUCGCCCUCGCACACCGCCGUCUUCUCCUCGCCGACGCUCAUCCCCGCCGUCACCCCCUCCAUCCCCUGGAGUUCCAGCGCCUCGCCCCUCCUCACGCCCAAAAUCCCGCUCUACCAGCCGCUCUCGCCAAUCCAGCAGUCGCCCAGCGCCGCCUCCGCCCCUGCUAACGACGCCACCCCUGUCGCGGGCCACCGCCACGGGCACAGCAAGACGCAGACGGACGCGUCCACGACGCCCGUGGCGCACGCGCCGCACAAGGAGCAGCACGACUACUUCACCGUGCGCGUGCGCCGCCCGUCCGUGUCCUCCGGCGCCGCCGCGGUGGCCGACGUAGACGACUUCUCGGGGUGGGGCGGACCCGGAGGCAAGCUGACGGACGCGCCGGCGACGCCUACCGCGGGCGGCCUGAUGGGCCGUCUGAAGAACAUCGGGAAGAUCAGCAAGCGGCCGCCGAGCGAGGCGGGCCCCGCGACGCCGCGGCCUACGACGAGCGGGACAGACCAGGAUGUCCUCGCUCCAGGCCCGACGGUGCGGACACCGGCGCAGGCCGUGCUGGCCAGCGCGCUGAACCCGCCGACGUCGGCCGACAACCCGACGUUGCCGCUGAACCCGGCGAUGCCGGUCAUGGUGCAGGAGGAGGCCUCACCGGACUGGACCGUCGUCUACUUCGGGUCCGUGUCGAGCACGGGCGCGGACGUGCGCGCGCUGGAGGAGGCGCUGCCCGUGUGGCUGCUCGAGUUCUUGCUCCUGGGGAAGGCGCCCGCGCCACCGGUCACGAAGAUCGGAUUCGUGCUGCUGCCGUAUCAGAGUAAGGAGCCGGACGCGGAGCGCUUGCCGGAGCUGCUGAACACGGCGCAGUCGAAGUUGACGGCGAGCCGGUUCUUGCGCGUGCGAAAGCUGACCGCACACGUCCAAGACAAGAUCGACAAGAUGGCGGGCGGCCUGGGCGUCGCGUCUUCGGCGACCUCGCCCCGCACGUCCCCCCGGGCGCGCGACGCGGACGGCGGCCACGCCAGGCCGCGGCCGGACGAGACGUGGGAGAUCCUCUGCAACGACGUCGUGCUCCCGCUCGAUAUGACGCUCGCGGCCGUGCGCCAGUUCGUGUGGCGGCAGGCGGCGGAGCUGACGAUGCAUUACCGCCGGAAGCGGCAGGAGCCUGUGCCGCUAGGCUUGUCUCCGAACCUGUGA
This is a messenger RNA of Heterobasidion irregulare TC 32-1, 3678 nucleotides long. RefSeq lists its product as uncharacterized. Gene Ontology annotation, biological process: double-strand break repair via homologous recombination; protein deubiquitination. Bases 1 to 3678 code for a protein of 1225 amino acids. Gene Ontology annotation, molecular function: ubiquitin binding. The transcript has 13 exons. NCBI's taxonomy places the organism in Eukaryota, Fungi, Basidiomycota, Agaricomycetes, Russulales, Bondarzewiaceae. The record is from RefSeq and is a predicted model, not a curated record.